Daphnia carinata is the source of this 2287-nucleotide messenger RNA. RefSeq names its product E3 ubiquitin-protein ligase RNF8-like. The transcript has 11 exons. The record is from RefSeq and is a predicted model, not a curated record. NCBI's taxonomy places the organism in Eukaryota, Metazoa, Arthropoda, Branchiopoda, Diplostraca, Daphniidae. Gene Ontology annotation, molecular function: ubiquitin protein ligase activity; histone binding. Bases 245 to 2251 code for a protein of 668 amino acids. Gene Ontology annotation, biological process: protein K48-linked ubiquitination; ubiquitin-dependent protein catabolic process; double-strand break repair. Gene Ontology annotation, cellular component: nucleus; site of double-strand break; cytosol.
CAUAUCCGAAACUUUUUUAUUCCGAAAAUCCAGACUUAAAAAAAAAAAAAAAAAAUUGUCAUCAUUUUGUAUGUGAUUGUCUUGAUAAACUAAACUUCGACCACAUUUUUUUCGUCUGCCAUUUCCAAGACUGUUCUCAGCCAGCACAUAGAAAUUAACUUUGGAAAUCCUGUUAGAUACCAAAUUUACACUCUAAACACUGCAGCAAACUACAUUUUGUCCAAGAGAAGAAGAAAAAUCAGAAAUGGUGUCAACAUUUCCAGGGGCUCUUCUGCGAAGAAUAGGUACAAAGGAAUUGGAUUACAAGAGCAUACAACUGGACUGUGAUGAGGUCACCAUUGGUCGAUCUAAAGAAAAUUCCUAUGCAAUUGCUGAUCUUUUAGUGUCUCGGAAGCAUGCUGUUUUCAGAUUGAACAAAGAUCAGUGGACUGUUGAAAGUGUUGGAAUGAAUGGUAUUGCUGUAAACCAUAUUAUUGUGCCAAAGCAUCAGCAGAUACCCAUCCAGCACAUGGAUACUAUCGAGUUGGGCGCAGGUUCCAAGUUUGUUUACGCAUUCCGUCUUCAGUCAGCAGACGUAGUAAACGAAGAACCACUUGCCAAGAGGAUGAGGCUGCCACUUGCUACUAGAAAUUACCCUUCACUAAAUGAUUCCCCGGAGGCAUUUCAUAACUGGGUCCGCUCUAAGAAAAACCUUGAAAAAACGCUUGAAGAGGAAAGUGAUAACUUGGAUGCCAAAUUAGAACUACAGAAGUCGCUGAAAGAUAAGUUGGUGCUCGAACAGGAGAAACUCAACGAGCACUUAGAGAAAGCUAAAGCAGUUUUGGAAUCAAAAUUUGCUGAAGAGAAAAAAGAACUGGAGAAAAAAGUUGCUCGCGGAGAGAUGGAAAAAAACGAGUUACAACGUCAGAAGGAAGAUGUAGAAAAGCGAAUGUUAAUCAGUUUGCAAGAGUUUCAGGUGGAAUGUGCAAAGAAAAAAACUUAUUUCGAAGAGAGUGUUGCGCGGGCUAACAGGGAAAAGGAGAUGCUUCUUGAACAAAAAGAGUUGGUCGUACAGCAGCUUUUGCGUGAAAAGAACGUUUUGCAAGAGCGCCUAGAAGAGGAGAGUCGCCUGAAAGAAAAAACAAUUAAUGAACUGGCCCAAAUAAAACUAUCUCAUCAGUCAUUAGAGCAAGAAUUGAAUGAAGCACGUCGGAAAAUUGAAGAAGAAACCAAGCAACAUCAACAGAAAGGGAGUGAAGAUGCACUCCGUCUUCGCCGGAUGCAGGAGGAGUUGGCCGAGCGUGAAGCCCGUUUAAACGCUAAAGAAAGAGAAAUUGUUGAAAUUCAGAGCCGUGCUGCUAUCGGUCUGGAGAUGUAUGAGACCAUUCAACUCCUUCAGCAAGGACAAGAAAUAGAGAAUACGGGGAAUAUCGUGGUUGUUAUGGAUGAUGGUCAAUCGUCAAAUAAUCCUAGUUUGACUGAGCAAGAAUUGGAAAAAGUACGCGAGGAAUUACGUAUUCAAAAAGAGCUUAAUGAGCUUCAGCAAGAGGCAUCUAGCAAAGCUUGUAUUGACAUUGUAGGACAAAUGGAAAGCAUCAUGGAGAACGAGCUUCAAUGUGGAAUUUGCUCUGAGCUUAUGGUUUUCGCUACGUCACUGAAUUGUAUGCACACCUUCUGCCAUUACUGUGUCCAGCAGUGGAAAAAGAAUAAGGUGGAAUGCCCAAUUUGUCGAGCCCCAAUUACCACAGAAGGAAGAAAUCUCUUGAUAGAUAACAUGAUCGAUGCCAUGGUCAAAACGCUGUCCGAAGAAACAAAGAAACGAAGAAAGGAACUGGUGCGGGAACGCCAAGAGCAAAGUAAAAGACUAAAUAAACAAAAAACCUUGGAACAACUUGUCAUGAUUCAAAAUAUUACGUUUGGAACGAUACAAGCUGAUGGAACACGAAUAGUGGAUCAACCAACAAAUAGCCGAGGACAAGGCCGUACACGUCGCACUGCAGGACGCACAGUUUCAAAUGCUCCCUCGUCAACAGUGCGUUCCACCGUGGCUACAGUUCCUUCCACGGUUACUCUGCCACAAGCCGUCAGACCCCGAGUAUCGGUGGCGCGACAAGCAGGUCGUCCACUAGUUCAGAGGGGCCCUUCUACAGCUCCCGUUAGGGGCACUUUGAAUCGCUCCACGGCACCUGCACCAACAUUUCCUAAUCCUCAGCUUCCUGGCCCUGCCGUAAUGCAAAAUGCACGUCCAUCACAACUCGGUCCAAGGCAUUGAGUCAAGUUUUCAAUUCUUUUUUUUUUUUUGUCGUAU